Molecule: messenger RNA, 5869 nt
Organism: Hemicordylus capensis (graceful crag lizard)
Lineage: Eukaryota; Metazoa; Chordata; Lepidosauria; Squamata; Cordylidae
Gene: DUS4L
Product: dihydrouridine synthase 4 like
Exons: 13
Coding region: 16-1596 (526 amino acids)
Biological process (GO): tRNA processing
Molecular function (GO): flavin adenine dinucleotide binding; tRNA dihydrouridine synthase activity
Source: RefSeq, a predicted model, not a curated record
AGGCGUGAAGGGCCAAUGGAAUGGAUUAGCCCUUCGGCGCGUGGGCAUUGCACACCGUCAGAAGAUAAAUUAAAAACAAAAAUUCAAGGCGUUGUAAUGUGCUCUCCUUUUAUUCGUAGGAUGCAGUCUAAUAACUUACCUGUGACUAGUCAAUUCAGAGAAAUCAUGGAAUGUCCUCUAAGCAACCCAGCUGAUUUGUUUCAUUCUGGGUGUAUUGUGAAAAUAUGUGCUCCUAUGGUCAGAUAUUCAAAAUUGGCUUUCAGAACUUUAGUCAGGAAAUACAGCUGUGAUUUAUGCUAUACUCCAAUGAUUGUUGCAGCUGAUUUUGUCAGAUCUGUGAAGGCUAGACACAGUGAAUUCACAACAAACCAAGGUGACCAUCCUCUGAUUGUUCAGUUUGCCGCUAAAGAAGCACAAGUUUUAGCAGAUGCUGCUUGUAUCAUCUCUCCUUUUGCAGAUGGCAUAGACCUAAACUGUGGCUGUCCACAGAGAUGGGCUAUGGCAGAAGGUUAUGGUGCUUGUUUAAUAAACAAACCAGAACUGGUGCAAGAGAUGGUGAGACAAGUAAGAAAUCGAGUGGAAAACUCCAUGUUUUCAGUAUCUAUUAAGAUAAGGAUACAUGGUGAUCUAAAAAGAACCGUAGACCUCUGUCAAAAAGCUGAAGCAGCUGGAGUGUCCUGGAUUACAGUCCAUGGGAGAAACGUUGAAGAGAGACACCAGCCAGUACACUAUGAUGCAAUUAAAAUAAUUAAACAGAGUAUGUCUAUACCAGUUGUAGCUAAUGGUGACAUGAAAUCUUUAAAAGACGUGGAAGAGGUUCAUCAAAUAACAGGAACAGACGGUAAGAACAAGCAUUUGGUUGAUAAGAUGACUUUUCAAUGGACAGCCGUUGCAGCCUUUCUGUAUGCUGAAAUAGCAAUAAUACUUAUACUCUGUAUACCAGUUAUUUCUCCCUUGAGAUGGCAGAAGAUUUUUUUUAUCCCUUUAUGGAGUAAAAUAGCAACUUAUUGGAACAAGGCAUUCCUUGCAAUUAUAGUUCUAUUAAUUGUUUUAUUUCUUGAUGCAGUACGAGAAGUGAGGAAGUACUCAAAUGUUAAUUUAGCUGGAAAAAGUACACAGUCAACUGCCAAUGCAUAUGAUCACAUUCAAAUGAAACUUUUUAGAUCACAACGAAACCUUUAUCUCUCAGGAUUCUCUUUGUUUCUUUGGCUCGUUCUGAGGCGUACCAUUUCCCUUAUUACUCUGCUGGCAAGUGAGAUGAGAACUCAGGAAGCUCUGGAAAUUCAAGUAGAAAAUACCAAUGCAGUUGCCAAGAAAAGCUUGGAAGAGAAUGAAAAAUUACUGCGAUCACUGAAGGGAAAAAAGAAUACUGAAACGGGACAGUUGAGUGAAAUAAUCAAUAAAAAGCUGAAGGAAGAAAUGGAAAAACUGAAAGCAGAGUUAAAUAAAGCCUCAAAUGCUCUCACCAAGACAAAAAGUGAAAUAACUGCUGUUAAGAAGCAGUCUGAGGGUCUUAUAAAAGAGUAUGGUGAUCUUGCUGAAGAACACAAAAACCUGCAGGAGAAUGCAGAUGAAAGACAUAAGAAAGUCCUAUAAAUGCACUACAAGGACACUGGUAUUCAAUAGAUCUGCAUCAACAUCGUCAUCAUUGUUUCUGUCUUUAUUCUCCAGAGUUAUAUGAAACAAAGCCAAUUUACUUUAAAGGGAAUGCACUGCAUUCACAGUGGAAAUUCUACAUGUAGUUGUUGGUUGCCAAACAUAUUUUGUGUUGCAGUGGAAAUAGUGGCCUGGAUCCAAAGCCCAACUUUAGGGCAUGCCUAAAGCCCAGUGGAAUUUUUGCCUUUUUCCAUUAGAACAGUAGAUUGCCAUAGCAGAUCACAAACUGCUUAUGAAACUCUGUUCCGUUUCAGAAGAGAUUGCCAUGUGCCAUGCAAAGCUGUUGUCUAAAAAACCAAAGUCCAUACCUCCCUUGGGCUCCAAGAACCAGUCCUAUGGUUCUUUGAAUCCAGGCCAGCAAGUAGUGUAUCAGAAGUGCACUGUGGAUUAUCCUAUAAGGAAACUGCAAAGCAUUUUAAAAUGGAAAAUGCCAUUUAGAGUAACCAUUUAGUUUUUAUCCAGUAUUUUACACUAAAAUUAAUUUUAAAAAAUGUUGGACAAUCACACACACCACCUGUUGCUUGUAGUGGAAAAGAUGUUUAAGUGACAUCAAACCAUGAAGUAGGUAACUCAAAGAAAAAGCAUAUUGGAAUAUGUGUUACCCAUAUGGAUAGAGUAAUUUGACAAUCAGGAGUCGACACCGCCUUGACAGCGCACUUUACCUUUAAAGUAUUAAAAUAGAUUUUAAAGACACUUUGCUUUUAAUUUACAUACAGAUAUCUUACAGUCCAUUACACUGUGUAGUUUGGGGUUUUCCUUUCCUUCUCUCUAAAAUUUCAUUACAGUCCAAAAUUUCUUGAUCACUUCAUGUAUUUCAGAACUUGCAUAUCUUUGUGAUUGGGUGUUCUUUGUGCAAUGGAUAAUACUUCUGGGAAACACUUUUAAUCUACAAAACAUUAUUUUUUUAAUGGUGGCAAAUAUUUGUAAAUGGCAUCCACAGUUUCCCUUUCUCUGGAGCAAGGACUCCUUGUUCUGGAGCAAGAGAAACUAUGGAUUCCAUCCAUUGUGUUUUUCCUAAUACCUUCAUUAUUUGCAACUACAAUAUUAAGCAUUUUUGCAUUGUUGAAUUGUUAAUAAAGGGAUUGUUUAAGCUUAGUUUUGUCCUUCUAGAUGUUUAACUUGUACAUCUAGUUCUUAUAAAAUUGGAAUUCGUGCAUAACAAACUGUUGCAUUUAUUUUGACAAGGAAUUCAGUUCCAUGUAUUACUAGUAGUGUUCAUGUAAAAUUGAUAUAAUUACAUCAGAAAUUGUUUGCAUAAAACUUUUAGUGUAAACCUACCUAUAGUAUAUUAUAAAAACUGAUAUUUUUGGAAUUCAGCUUCUGUAUACCAAUACCAAAAGUGCCUUAAGUAUUCAUAGAGUUUUGUUUAUAUGUAUCUGCGCUUUUGGGGGAAAUUGGGUUGUAGCCUGACCUUUCACAGAAUACAGCUUCAUCAUUGAAAGCGUCUUCUGCUUGCAGAAGGAGACUUGCACUUACAUGGGGCGGGGGGGGGUGUCUUUCCAUUAGUAGAAAGUGUCCUUGUGUAAGCACUGUUUUCCUCCUGCAAGCAGAAGGAGCUUCAUUCAUCCCAAUGUUCAUUGUGUCUCUGAAUUCUACAUUUUAGGUUUUUUUACUGGUUUUUUAACAUCUGAGGGGAAAAUUGAAAUCCAUUGCAGCUGAGUCUGAUUCUCUCUUAGAAACCUGCACCCAAUGUUAUAUUAUUUCAGCAUCAUUAUUUAGAACACUAGCAUGAGCCAAUUGUGCAUGCUCUCGACCCUAAUGUUCACCAUGUUCCUAUUAAAAAAAACACCUGUCAGUAAAGGAGGUGGCAGUUUUGAAAGAAUGACAAAUAUUACUGCAUUUGCCUCAUUUGACUUUUUUUGUGUAACAAAUAAAACUAUAUAUUAAAUCUCCAAUGCUGAAAAAUGGUCUGAAGUAUAAAGACAUCACAGGGAAUUUAGUAUACCUGUCGUGACCUUGGCUGCUAUUGGCAUAUCCUAGUUCUUAAAAAUGCAGCCCAAUAACAUUUUGGAUCCACUGUCUGCAUCUUUAGGAUGCCAGGAGCAUAUGCUUUGCAUUCAAGUUGUAGAUUCUGCCUUCCCAACAGAAUGUUCAAAGUUACAAGAGGAAGUUUCUAGUUAUCCUGUACACAAAGAAGAGAGCUGGGGAGUGGGAGGGUGCAAGCCACAGGCUUGUGCUGGCAUAGUCUCCUUGCAACAAGCCGUGGUUUGUUGGCCAUGUCUGAAGAUCUGGACAGAAUUGAUUCACUGUAAGAUAAAGUGUCCCAACAUGCACUUAUGAGGCAGGUUCUAGAAAACAUAGGAAGCAGAUUUGCAUCCAUCUUGAGAAAGGUCUGCAGAUUUUACUUAAGACAUACUGCAUAUCACUGUUGAACUACAUACAUCAAGGAACUUACAAUAACAUGACUAUAGCGAUGCAGUCAUGUUUCUGUAAGUUCCUUGAUGUAUGAUGAUGAUCCUGUUGUCUCGCCAAUGCUCUUUAUUCUACCUCUGGUUGUAUAUUUCCUAUUUGUUUCCUUCCUUGCACACGUGUACCACAUGCAUGUUUCUUGUUUCUCUGCUGCUUUCAAGAAUCUCCGGGUAGAAAACACCCUGCACUCAUCCAAAUGUUUAAGUUCUAUAUGCACUAUGAUGUCACUGGGAGGAACAGCCCUUGACUGAAAUACCCCAAGGGAGUACAAUUCAGCACCAACUCUAUAUUGGGUCAUUGCAUCUGACAGGCAUGUCUGAGCUUUGAAUUCUUAACUGUAGUUGUGAAUCUUGCCAUCAUCUCAUUGUCUAUAGCAUAGUAAACAUAUCUGCCAACUUUGUUUUAAUCUUAGUAUAGUAAAAAUGAAGAAUAAGGUAAUUAAAAAAUGUGACACUCAAGAGUUACUGAUUAUAAUAGCCAGUGUUGUCACAUAGGAUUGUAAUGUAAGGUUGUAAAAAGAACAUCUGUAGCAAAGGGAAUACUGUAUAUACUCGAGUAUAAGCCGAUCCGAAUAUAAGCCGAGGUACCUAAAUUUACCUAAGAAACCAAAAAACUGAUUGACUCGAGUAUAAGCCUAGGGUGGGAAAUGCAGCAGUUACUGGUGAGUUUCCAUAAUCAAAAUAAAUGCCAAUAAAAUGACAUUAAUUGAGACUUCAGUGGGGUAUAUUGUGACCAGUAUGUACGGUACUUUAUUACAAGGCGACAUUUUAGCAUGGGCAGAUAGAUGACUCGAGUAUAAGCCGAGGCUGAUUUUUUCAGCACAUUUUGGGUGCUGAAAAAUUCGGCUUAUACUCGAGUAUAUACGGUAAUCUCAGUUCUCUUUUGUUCCUCUCUGACACACACUUCAUUAGAGGGAUUAAAAUUAACCUGGAAACAGACUUACAGAAAACUAUUCCAAAUGAGCAGUGGAAUACUGUGGAGCAAGUUCCACAGGUUAUGGUUCUAAGUGCUUUCAGCUUCUAUACAGGUUAUUUCAUUUGGAAGAGUGAGUUUAAAAAAAAAAAUCAUAGAUAACACUUAACCCCACAGAGGUAAUAUCAGCUGUAUAGGGAUUUCUCCCCUAAUUGCUGGAAAACUUUCAAAACGAUAGGAUCGCUGUACAAGCAUGUGCUGGACUUCUAACCUUGUGCAGGAGUAUUGGGCCGGCAUUGUUGAAGGCAAAAUGAUCUUUAAUGACAAUGUCAGUCUAGCCACCAACUUGUUUUAUUAGGUUGUUUUAGGAUGAGCAUAAUACUGUGCAUAAAGAUUUUGCUGUAUAUUGCAUGCUGGGUGCCAGAUGAGAACUCUACUUUCAUUGGAAAAUACCUGCUCUUCCAUUCACAUGCCAGUGGUAUCCAAGAUUGUGGAGGCUAGCCCUUAUGAACAAGCUUAUCCUGCUGAUUUUAGAAUGCAGUGGGACUAAAGAAAUUAGGUUCCUUUAUAGAAAGGUGGCAUCUGAUUAUUUCCAACAGGUAUCCAGUAAUACAACUUUUCUGUUCAAGCUUCAUGUACAGAUGCACUCACCUUGCAAAACCCACUCAAUGGCUUUUCUGGAUGCUCCUUCCCUAGAUUGUUUGACACACUGCAGAUGCAAAAUGCUUUGUCUUUGUCUUGUAUGUAUCUGUUCUUAUUGUUUUGCUUUUAUUGAUUUAAAAAUGAAAAUGUUCAAUAAAAUAUGCACUUAAAAAAACAAGUGUUUGAUAAAGAUGUCAUAUUUCAAGAAAUGUUGCUAUAAUGGAGAAAUAAAGUUUUACUUUAAAAAUUA